This is a messenger RNA of Fusarium falciforme, 927 nucleotides long. RefSeq names its product PA14 domain-containing protein. Lineage: Eukaryota; Fungi; Ascomycota; Sordariomycetes; Hypocreales; Nectriaceae. The transcript has a single exon. The record is from RefSeq and is a predicted model, not a curated record. Bases 1 to 927 code for a protein of 308 amino acids.
AUGGUCAAUGCCAAGAGCUUCAUCGCCGCUCUGGCCUGUGCCAGCUUGACAGCAGUUCAGGCUGGGCCUUGCCGACCGUCCACGACGCAGUCCACUGAUACCGCGGUCACUUCAUCAACCGAGUCUGCGUCUUCGACCGUGAUCUCCUCUGCCGACACCACGACCGAGCUGACCUCGACAACUGAGGUCUCUACCUCUGCGGCCUCCUCGACAUCAGAGCUAGCCACCACCACCACUACUGCUGUGGAGACCACAUCAUCGGCUUCCACGACUGCAGAGUCAACCGCUACGACCGCGACGGCUUGCCCUACCCCGAUCUCUUGCAACAACCUCGGCUUCGAUUGGGCCUACUACAGCAACCCGGCCCAGAAUACUGAUACCACCUACUCGAACUUUCAUCCUGUUUCGUUCAAGAGAGUAAACCCGCUUUACGUUGGCACCACACCAUAUGUUGGAGGUCUCUACCAACCCGGCUCUCAGAAUGCUCCUGGUCCCAUCUACGGCUCAGCGACAGACCUUAACCUGGACUACUUCGCCCUGAACCAUCACGGCUACAUCUACGCCUGUGAAACAGGAACGUACCAGUUCAACAUCCCUUACGCCAAUGACGCUGUUUACCUAUGGCUUGGUGCUAAGGCCUAUAUUGGCUGGACUGAGACUAAUGCCGAUGCCAAGGCUCGCUACAACCAGCCUGAUCACAUCGCUGGGUCAGCAUCCUUCAGUGUUGAUGUGCCCGCUGGCACUUAUGUGCCCAUUCGGUUUGUCUACGGCCAAGCCCAGUACGGUGGUGGCUUCUACUUCACUAUCACGACCCCUAACGGCCAAGUGAUUGCUAGCAACGAGGCGACUUCUAGCCCAUAUGUCGUUCGAUACUCGUGCGAUGGCAUUGUCGCACCUCGAUACCCUGCAUUCGGACAGGAGAUUUAG